AUGAAGACAGCCACAAAUGGUUUCAAUAUUCAACUCUCAAAGCUUUGGAGAAGAAAAGUGGGUUCCUGGGAUAUUUUUAUUGCCCAUGGAUUAAGGCAGCCAUUAUACUUUGCCAAUGUCUAUGAUGAUGUGAUCGAACAUGAUUAUUAUAAGGCUGGAAAUCUCGACUAUCGGAGAAGACGGGACGAUUUCUUCAAUUUGGAGAUCCGUAAACCAGAACUAGAAGCACUGCAAAGAAAACUUGACGACUUAAAAAUGUUUGAAAAGCAAUGUGAGGAGCUUGGGAUACAGCGAACAAUACCCAAUCCGAUAUCAGACACCAAUGAGUGCCCGACUUCCAGUCCAGAAACCAAACUCAACCAACCACAGGCGCCCUAUCCAAUAUCCUGCCUCAAAAACUUCGGAGUACAGCUUUAUGAAGAAUUUCAUACACGUUCUGUAAUCACUGGGGCCAUACUUGGGUUCGCCUGUGGUAUCUUUCUGCUAAAGAACCUGAACAGCAGGCUUCUGAGGUGA
Messenger RNA from Ophidiomyces ophidiicola, 516 nucleotides. RefSeq lists its product as uncharacterized. The transcript is spliced from 2 exons. Lineage: Eukaryota; Fungi; Ascomycota; Eurotiomycetes; Onygenales; Onygenaceae. The record is from RefSeq and is a predicted model, not a curated record. Bases 1 to 516 code for a protein of 171 amino acids.